AAGAACAAACAAGCAAAGAUGGCGGCGUUUCCGACAUGGUUGUUUUUGUGAACUUUUGUACUUUGUUCUUUGGUGCGACUACAUUCCUUCUCACUUCAUCUUCAUGUUAAUAUAUGACAGUAGCUCUGCAUUUAUUUGUGCGUCGUUGUUGCAGCGCGUCGUGGUGUCUUUUCACUGAUAUAUCUCUCGCCCGUUCACUGUCAGCGGUGACGUAAAGGAGAGAAACUGAAACAACAUUAUAUUAGCAGCUACGACAUGAAGGAGGACUUGGCCCUGGUUCAGACGCUGAACGCGCACCCGGACUCCCGGUGCUGGUUCGUCAGCUGGAGCCCGACUGGGACGCUGCUGGCCUCAUGUGGGGGCGACAAGGCCAUCCGGAUAUGGGGACUAGAGGGUGACUCUUGGGUAUGUAAGAGUGUGCUUCAGGAUGGACACCAGCGCACUGUGAGGAGAGUGGCUUGGUCUCCGUGUGGGAAUUACCUGGCCUCUGCCAGCUUCGACGCAACCACUUGCAUCUGGAAAAAGAAGAACAAUGAAUUUGAGAGUUUGACUGUGUUAGAAGGACAUGAAAACGAGGUCAAGUCUGUGGCGUGGGCCCCGUCAGGGAAUCUGCUGGCAACAUGUAGCCGAGACAAGAGUGUCUGGGUCUGGGAAGUGGAUGAAGAAGAUGAGUAUGAGUGCGUUACCGUUGUGAACUCUCACACACAAGACGUCAAGCACAUUGUGUGGCACCCAACACAGGAGCUCCUCGCUUCAGCCAGCUACGACAACAACGUUUGUAUUUACAAGGAAGAGGAUGACGACUGGGAGUGUCGGGCCACCUUGCAAGGACACACAUCCACAGUCUGGAGUUUGGAUUUUGAUGCCACUGGACAGCGGCUGGCCUCAUGCAGUGACGACCGCACUGUGAAGAUCUGGAAAGAGUCUCCUAAUGAAAGUGGACAAGGAGACUUGUCGUGGAAGUGUGUUUGCACUCUGUCGGGGUAUCAUGGACGAACAGUGUAUGAUGUCGCCUGGUGUCGGCUGACUGGCGCCCUGGCAACUGCCUGUGGUGACGACGCAGUGCGAGUGUUCAAGGAGGACGAGUCCGCCGAUCCGGACCAGCCGGUCUUCUCGCUGGCUGCUCAGGUGACCAAAGCUCACAGCCAGGAUGUCAACUGUGUCGCCUGGAACCCAAAGGAGGCGGGACUCCUGGCCUCCUGCAGCGAUGAUGGAGAGAUCAGUAUCUGGAGGUUCAAACCGGAAGACUAAAUGCUGAACAAAGCGGUCCGGAGAUCACCACCCUCAAUACUGUUCAUUCAACUUUUAACAGCUUAUCCACAUAGCUCAGCAGAAUUCAGCUUGAUAUUACAGUGAAUAAACAUGUCACCGGUCAUGUCAGUUUUUCUAAACUGAAUGCUCCCCACAUUUUGUGCGUCUACAUAUUUCUUUAUAAGAGCUUACUUAAGAAUUUAACAUUUCAUCACAUUUAUAUAAAUAAACAUAAAAAACAAUAUAAAA
Anoplopoma fimbria (sablefish) is the source of this 1500-nucleotide messenger RNA. It is a transcript of the gene ciao1, whose product is annotated as cytosolic iron-sulfur assembly component 1. The transcript has 7 exons. Gene Ontology annotation, cellular component: cytosolic [4Fe-4S] assembly targeting complex. Gene Ontology annotation, molecular function: protein binding. Lineage: Eukaryota; Metazoa; Chordata; Actinopteri; Perciformes; Anoplopomatidae. The coding region runs from base 256 to 1251 and encodes 331 amino acids. The record is from RefSeq and is a predicted model, not a curated record. Gene Ontology annotation, biological process: iron-sulfur cluster assembly.